Molecule: messenger RNA, 447 nt
Organism: Nicotiana attenuata
Lineage: Eukaryota; Viridiplantae; Streptophyta; Magnoliopsida; Solanales; Solanaceae
Exons: 1
Coding region: 1-447 (148 amino acids)
Source: RefSeq, a predicted model, not a curated record
AUGAGUAAUUCCGAGUUACUCAAACUCAAUGAUGGGGCUGACCUUACAGAUGCAACUCGCUAUCGCCGAGUCCUAGGCAGACUUCAAUAUCUGUCUUUUACAAGGCCGGACAUUUCCUAUGCGGUCAACAAACUAUCCCAGUUUAUGCAAUCACCAUCAGACCUACAUUGGAAAGCUGCGAAACGUGUUCUCAGGUAUCUUCGUGGUACAAUCCAGUUUGGCCUCCGUGUAUCCCCAAAUUUUGAUUUUAAUCUGCACAUGUAUUCUGAUGCCGACUGGGCUGGAGAUCUCACUGACAGAUCCUCCACAUCUGGCUAUAUUAUGUUUCUUGAUCGUAACCCAAUCAGUUGGUCUUCAAAAAAGCAGAAAAUUGUCGCUCGCUCAUCAACUGAAGCUGAAUAUAGAGCUGUUGCCAGCGCUCUAGCUGAAUUGUUGUGGGUAACCUAA